Molecule: messenger RNA, 6905 nt
Organism: Mizuhopecten yessoensis (Yesso scallop)
Lineage: Eukaryota; Metazoa; Mollusca; Bivalvia; Pectinida; Pectinidae
Product: serine/threonine-protein kinase tousled-like 2
Exons: 20
Coding region: 191-2398 (735 amino acids)
Biological process (GO): chromosome segregation; peptidyl-serine phosphorylation; intracellular signal transduction
Cellular component (GO): nucleus
Molecular function (GO): ATP binding; protein serine/threonine kinase activity
Source: RefSeq, a predicted model, not a curated record
GUGACGUCACGAGAGCAUCAACAAAGUUAGAUCUGGUGGAGAACUGCAUCACCUUCGAGGCUGUCAGAAAAUUAUCUUAUUUAUUUUCUGCAAGAAAAAAUAUUCCGGAUGGUUGGGCAUUGUUCAAUUUCCAGGUCCAUGAGUGCGCAAAAGACAUCAAUGUGUUUAUCAGCUGAUUUUGUUAAGAAGAAUGUUCAAUAAUAUCGGCGGGGGACCGCCAUCUUGGACUUCCAGCUCUAGCGGGUUGCCAGAUCGUAACAAAAUUAACGAGGCUGUCAACAACAGCAUGGAAAAUGUAAACCUACAAAGCCUGGACCCAAGAAAACAAGAACUGUUAGAAGCCAGGUUCUAUGGAAGUAGGUUUCAGCCUCUGAACAUUACACAACAGCAGGACAACAGUAACCUUAGCGCAGGCUCCGCGGAGAGGGAUGACGAGCUAAUCGGGGUGGUCCACACGCCAGAGAAGCAUGCUCGGACACCUUCUGAGAGGAAAAGAAAACGAAAGGCCACCAGUGAAGGCACCGAAAGCAAUACUCCAAAAUCCAACCGACCAGAAGCUAAUGGGAAGAAAAUCAAUGAAUAUUUCAAGCAGAACCAGUCACCUAGUCGUAGUGCCAACAGUCAGUCGGCCGGGACCAAGUCACCCUCACCCCAGGGGAUGAGCUACAGCUACACUGCCCCCUCCCCUAGUAAUCACAGCAAUUCCGACAGUAUUGGCUACCCUCCUGUACCUCUGUAUCACUGUAACAAGACCAUACAGACGGACUUGAACCUACAACAGAUACUUGUCCUAGAAAACAAGUCUUCAUCUCACAUAGAACAGAAGGAUAGCAAAAUAGAUGACCUACUACGGCAAAACGAUGAGUUACGACGACAAUUAACAGCACAACAGAAGCUUAUAGAAAAGCACAAAGAAAAUUUACAGAAGUGUCUCAACGUCAACAAGUCAUUAUUAAUAGAAAAGAGUAAGUUGGAGAAGAAGACGACGAGACAAAAGUGUAUGGGGGACCGACUGAGACUGGGCCAGUUUGUCACGCAGAGACAGGGUGCUACGUUCGUGGAGAACUGGGUCGACGGAUGGGCCUUCACAGACCUGAUGAAACAACAAGAACGAAUAUCGUCUGAUAGAGAAGAAAUAGAAAAACAAAGAAAACUUCUUACAAAGAAAAAACCAACCCCAACUGUGAUGAAGAACUCGAAACAUGACGCUUUCCUCAAGCCAGGUGGAGAUAAGCCAAUGACGCUGGCUGAAUUCUACGAACAGGAUGAAAUAUUAAAGUUGCGUCAAGCCAGCCUGAAAAAGGAGGAUGCAGAUCUUCAGCUAGAAUUAGAAAAAUUAGAAAGGGAACGGAACCUACAUAUACGAGAACUUAAACGGAUUCACAAUGAGGACAACUCUAGGUUCAAAGAACACCCAACACUGCAUGACCGGUAUCUCCUGCUAUGUUUAUUAGGCAAAGGGGGAUUCAGUGAAGUACACAAGGGUUUUGACCUAAAAGAACAGAGAUAUGUGGCUUGCAAGAUCCACCAGUUGAACCGAGAGUGGAAGGACGACAAGAAAGCCAAUUAUAUCAAACACGCUUUAAGAGAAUACAAUAUCCACAAAAGUCUUAAUCAUCCCAGAAUAGUGCGACUGUAUGAUGUAUUUGAAAUAGACAAUAACUCAUUUUGUACAGUGUUAGAGUACUGUGAAGGGAACGAUCUGGACUUCUAUCUGAAACAAAACAAAUCCAUUCCGGAGAAGGAAGCCCGUUCCAUCAUCUCCCAGACCGUCAGUGCUCUACGCUACCUGAAUGAGAUAAAGCCACCUGUGAUUCAUUAUGACCUUAAACCAGGCAACAUACUGCUUGGAAGUGGGUCAGUCAGUGGGGAGAUCAAAAUCACCGAUUUUGGUCUCAGUAAAGUGAUGGACGACGACAAUCUGACACCAGACGGCAUGGACCUAACCUCCCAAGGAGCCGGCACGUACUGGUACUUGCCACCAGAAUGUUUCGUCGUUGGUUCCAACCCGCCCAAAAUCUCUUCCAAAGUGGAUGUCUGGUCAGUAGGAGUGAUAUUUUACCAAUGUCUGUACGGCAAAAAGCCAUUUGGGCACAACUUAUCUCAAGCUGCCAUACUAGAAGAAAACACCAUUCUUAAGGCUACAGAGGUGGAGUUCCCUGCCAAACCUCAGAUCAGUACUGAGGCUAAGGGUUUCAUCAGACAGUGUUUGCAGUACAAGAAGGAACAUCGGCCAGAUGUCCUAUUGUUGGCUCACCAAGACUAUCUUAGGCCUGCCCCGCUGAAAUCCAAAGGACAUUCAGGUGAUAGUGGUUUGGGAUCCGGAUCCAACAGUGUUAUACAGGCAUCGUUGUCGCUCAACCAACCUUCCGGCUUUACGUUUGGGGACAGAACAUGACAACAGUGUGUUGGACGUUGACCCAAGGGAGAUAACUGACCUCCACCUACAAUUCCAUGUGCUAGCCGAGCCCAGACAACUGUGUAUGGGGCAAGCCCCAUGUAGUCAUGUUGCCGUCACAAAUUGUCUGGAGGUCGCACAGAUGGACAGGCGGGCGCCGCGCCAGGUCCCUUGAGGGCCUCCGGCAGACCACACAAUAGCACUUAUAUACACAAGUCUCACCAGAAUUGGUGAUAGUUAAAUCUUUUGACCAAGCUUGUGUUUAAAAGAAACUGCAUUAAGUUGGUGGGGUCUGUUCUCACCAUCAUUUGUUGCCAACUUUUUUUUAUUCAAUUAGAUGGCAUGAUAUUUAUGUUAUAAAAAUAACUGCACUGGUGUCAUCCGUUGGCUGUGAAAUUACCUGUGAGAACAUGGUCAUGCAUUCAGCAUUUAUUGUACCGGAAUAUGGUCAGAACUGUUCUCAAGACUGGCUGUGUCGAUAGAAAAUAUACAGAAAAAAAUCAAUAUCUGCAGAAAAUAUUUUAAAACAACCAAGACCACAUAGCAAAGCUUUAAUGAUGAAGGAUUGUACGCUACAAUUAUGAUAGAAAAUAGAUAUUUUUAAAACCCACUUUUCCUUGAAGGCCAUAUGUGGAGAAGCAAUUUAUGACGUCUAGUUCCAGACAUUGCUAGUUACCGGUUGAACUAGACAAUCAAAAUAGUUCUGCCAGUCUUCAAGUGCAUCUUUUACUAAAUAUAAGUUUUGCAAGAGAGAAAAAAUGGAAUUUCAUUAUGAAUUGUGUUUCCUCAUAAAAGGAAUAACUACCACAUCACAAAAUUGGAAAUUAUAGCUAAAUUUGAAAUGCAAAAGUGAUCCUGAAUAACAUUAAAAGCCAUUUAAAUUGUUAUGACAGACAUUAAUGUUAUUCAGUAGAAAAAUUAGCGACACUAUCUGCUGUCCCCAGACAGUUUUCAGUGCUGAUAUGUGAUAGAGCAACCAAAUCUGUAUUGUCUGUGCACAGCCUGUCCUUGGGAAAAUUUCUGAACAUGUUCUUUAUUUAAAAAUUUGUGUGUUUUACACACGUUGUGGAAAGAGUGAAAAGAGUUAAGAACUCUGAUGUAUGCAUGAGUAUAAGAGUUACGAGGUUUAAUAGUUUGUGAAUGGAGAAAGCUAGAUACACGUUCAUGCACUGGUAAAAUAGAAAGUGGUCAUUGAAGGACUUGACAAAGUCCAGUUUAAUCGUACAGAUCCUACCAUACAUCGGUCAGUUGCUGCGUGGUUUGUGUGGGGACAGAUUCCGAUCUUUAAAUAAACAAUGUUCACCUCCUUUUGUACAAAUGAUUUCUACAGAGAUAACUUUGUGGUUUUCUGAUCCGAAAACAAGAGUUUGUCACAUAAACUCAUAGGAUUAAACUUCAGGCAAUGAUUAAUUUAUUCUCUGGGGGGGAAAAAGGUUUGUAAGAUGAACAUGGUUUUUUUUUUUUUAAAUGUCCACUAUGGUCACAUAUUGCUUGUAUAACCUCCUUUCUGACGUUCACAGCAAGGAAUGUUCUUGAGAUAAGUCUUUGAUAUCAUAAAAUGGCUGUGGGGAGUAUUGACUUAUGAUUCAAUGAUUAUUUGUUAUAAUUUGAAGCUAGGUUCUGAAUUGUGGAUGCUUUCAACCUUUAUGCAAUAUAUAAAUGGAAAUAAUAUUUUCCCAAAAAAAAAAAAAAAAAAACCCAAAAAAACAAGAAUGAGAAUAAAAUGCAUGAAUGAAAUUGAUUAAUUUAUUUAUUCCAAAAUUCUGUGGGGCAAACUACACACAUGAUUGAUUUAAACCUUGCUUAUAAAUAUUAGCUAUGAUCUCACAAGUUUCCUACCUGUGCUUACAUUAGCAACUACACUGAUAAUUCCAUGUCGAUACUCCACUGUAGAAAACUGACGGGUGGACACAACUUCGGAAAUCUGCCUCUGAACAAACCAUCCCAACAAACUGAUGAUGGGGUGGGUCUGUACGUCGUGUGUACAAAGAGUCUGCAGCGUUGUUGUUUGGGUUGGAGUGCAUGCGCGAAGACGUUUUAGCGAGUGCCAGUUCUCUUGGCUAAAACCCUGUACAGUGUUAUCGUGUGCGCGCGCUUUUGUAUGCAACUCUCACCUGUCCAAGGGGAUUCCAAAUCUAUCUUGUAUAAAUUAAUCAUGUAUAUAUCAAUUUUGUGUAGACCUCUUCAGACCAAUGAGCGAAUGGUCCACUGAUUCAAAUUGUCAUUUCUCUUGAGAAAAGAAAACCGAUGGAAUAUUAAGAAAUUCAAUUAUGUUGUUGAUUUUCAGGGUGACAUUUUUUUUAUGGCAUACUUUUGUAUCACAUUCAGAGAAAAGUUUUAAGAAAUUUUGCUACUUUAUAAAGGCAGUGAUUUUUUUAUUGUUAAUCAGAUGAUCAGUUUUAAGCAGGAACUUGAGCUUUUCAGAAUCCACUGUUUCAUAGUCUUAUAAAUUCAAGGGUGUUUUUCUAUCAAACUAAGCAUGUUUUAGCCCAUUAACACCAUAUUCUUCAAAAGUGGGUGUUAUUUUGCAUAUAUAUUGAAAAAAAUCUGAAUUAUUUUUUUGGGGCAAAUUUCUGAUAGUAGAAUAGGUGCUUUUUGCAGUUAUAUGGGUUUAAGUUGAAAUUUUCCUGAUUUCCAUGGUCGUUGGUUGGAAAGCAAAAUAAAGCUAGCUCUGCCAGAUUUCGGCAAAAAUAUGAAUUACCUGUUUGUGGUAAGAAAGUCAGCAAGCAAGGCUUUUAUGACAUGAAAAUACGAUUUUAAGAGAACAAACAAUACUGUUCUUUUGGUUAACAAAGAAAUACUAUAAAUAGACAAAUUAUUAUUGUUUUGGAAAAUCACAUGUAAAAAAAAUAUACAAUUUUAUGUAUUCUGAAUUUGCAAAUAUAAUUAUUUUUUGAAGCAGUAGAACUUCUAGGAUACAGAGUUGGCUAAUUGCAAAAUAUUCGUUUAUAUUCAGGAAAACGGUCAGUUUUUAUCCCCGUUUUAUUCGGCAGUUUCUGUCUUUUGUUUAUCCGAAAAUUAUUAUAUUACAAACUUGUUACAUGGCGCUUUAACGUAACAACUGGAAUAAGGGAUGGAUUUAUUCAAAAAUUAAUUUGUUUUACUUUUAAUUUAUGUUGAAGUUAUUUACUUUUUAACAAUGCUACAGUAUUGGUUCAUGGAAUAGAAUGUAAUUAUUUAUUUACCAAAAUAAAUUAGUGUUAAAACCAAACUGGAUAGAGUUAUUUGAAAACUGCACAAUUAAGAGGGGAAAAAAAUGGAAUAUAUUUAAAUUUGAUGAACAAAUGAAUCCUUACCUUUUAAUUACUUGAUUGAUCAGUUUUCAAGUUAAUCAUGAACAAUUUAUUUUUCAAAUAUUUAAAUGGGAACAGAUUGGGUUUUUUUCUGUUAUAAAGUAAAACAAACAUACAGGACUCUUUAAUUUUAAUCGUAUAUAUGUAUAUCAUAGUUUUGUUUUAAAGCACAACACCUCAUGAGAUUAUCCUGAAACUAGUUUAAAUAGGGUUUUGUUACUGGCAGAAUUAGUAGAAUUAAAAAUAAAACAAUGGCCUUUUAAGAGCUCAAUUGAAAAUAGUUAUCUGGUUCUUUAUGGCUGUAUUUACAUAGUGAUGCAGCAGCUGUUGUAAAUUACAAAUUCUUAAUUUUUCUACAUCUCUUCUUCACAGGAUUUUUUUUUUUUUUUUUAGUUUAAGAUGAAGCAAUGUAGUUUUGAUUUCAUUGAAAGCAUGGAAACACUUUAAAGAAAAUAAAUUAAUUAGCUUUUACAUGAUCUGUGUAAAGCAUUUUUAAAAUUUUGAAUAAAGCUUAACAAAAUUGUGUUGUAAUAUUAAAGGUAGUUCAUUGACGCUCUGUCAGGUAAGACCCUGUCGCUGUACAAAGAUGGGAAAGCAUUAACAAUAAUUGCAAGUUAAUCAUGUCUCUUUGAAAUCCAUUGUUAUGUAUACAAUCUUUGUUAUUCGGUCUCUUGUAAUGUCCGUUCUAGGCAGUGUCUGGCAUAAAACUGUUCUUCUGUUGUGCUUGGGGAUCAUGAAAUAUUUACAUGGAAUUCAUUGUCUGUUUUGUAAAUCUCUGAAAAUAUAAAAGGGAAAAAAAUAUAGUUGCUGCAUUAAUCACGUAAACCGAAAUAGAUGACGGCAACACUGUCGCGGCACAGAUUCAUAGAUAUGUCUAGUCAAGUUACAGCCUAUAAAUUUAAUCAUGUGUGUCAGCGAAUCGAAUGUCCAUGUGUGGAGGUGUUGGUGUACCUUUGAUCAAGUGCUCAACAUGAUGCAAACCUGCAUUGUUUUUUUUUGUGUGAUGUUAAUUUUGCCAUACUACCUGUGUUCUGUGUGUAGUGUCCUGUAUGAUUUCAUCGCUUUACUGUGUGUUAAGUUCUGUGUGAUGUUCUUGCCAUACAAACUGUGUGCUGUGUCAAGUCUAUGUGUGUGUCUGCUGUCAAGACAACUCUCAACUCUUUACCAGUGUGCAUGUCGUUAUAUUGAAAUAAAAGAAAAAAGAAAAAAAUGAA